UUUUCAACAACUUCUCAACAACUUCUCAAUAUUUGGUACUGUGAAGGCGGAGUUUCUUCUUUUACUUUAAGUAUAUUAAACAACUCCAAAUCUUCAACUUAUAUGGCUUUGGUCAAGAAACAAAAUUCUUCUCGAGGCUGGAUUGAAACAGUUCCUAAAGCAGCAACAACAGAAGAAAAUGGUGAAGAGGAGGAAAAAGUAAAACGUCUUGAAGAACUUUCUAGUAGUGAUAAAAAAAUAGAGCAAAGCAUUCAGAUUGGCACCAAAUACGUGAACAGCCAACUCCAUUGGGAAAAACAAUUAGAAGAUGAAUUUACUUCAACAACAGAAUUUAAAAAAUUAAAAGAUUAUCAAAAUAAACGACAACUUUUAAUUUAUACACCAGCAAUACCAACAACUUUUAAAAAUGUUGUUAAAUUUAAACAUUUAAUAAAAUGGAAAUGUUGCGAAGAAAAUAAAAUUUUGACAACAUUAAAAAAUGAUUUGGAAAGUGGAAAAGUAGAGGACGACAAAAUUCAAAAUUUAACGGAAGAUGGAAAAACUACAGCAUCAUCAAUUCUUAAAAAUAAUUUUUUCCAACAAAAUUUAAAUAAUAAAAUAAUUUGGAGAAAUUCAGUAAAAAGUUAUGAAUGGUUAAAAUUGAGUGAAAAUAGGCUUUGGGCUAAUAAACAGCCAACAGGGCUUUGGAUUGAUUUACAGGAUCUCGAGUUUGAUCAUCAUUGGCUUUUUACAAAAUCAGAAUCAGCAGAAAGAGAAUUAGUUUCGGCUUAUGAUGCUUGGGUAGAAGUACAUCAACAAGUUUUGAAUUUAAUCAAAAAAUGGUUGCUGUUGAGAGAACAAAAAGACGAAGUGGAAGGGGAAGAAGAAGAAAUAUUUGAAGCGACAACAAAAACAGAGGAGGAACUUAAAUUAUUAUUUAAUCAAAUUGUUGAACGUCAAACAACAUUAGAACGCUGUAGGUAUAAUUUUAUUUUUUAAUAAUUUUUGCUUUCAUUGAACGGACUAUAGCUGUUGACUAACUUUCUUACACUAAGCAAAAGCCUGCCCAAACUCUCAAUUAAAAAAAUAUUUUUUAUUUCUAUAUACACAAAAUAAAUUAAUAUCA
Molecule: messenger RNA, 1105 nt
Organism: Meloidogyne enterolobii
Lineage: Eukaryota; Metazoa; Nematoda; Chromadorea; Rhabditida; Meloidogynidae
Source: the annotation of a GenBank genome assembly